CCCCGUAAAUAAAAGAAACCCACUACUCCACUAAGGUAUUGGCCCAAAACCGUUACCCAAAACGCGGCGUUCUGUUCCCCCUUUUAACCAUGGUUAACUAAGCACCCUCACCCUUAACCAUGGUUAACUUGUCUCCUCCCCCACUCAAUCACCCCUUUAAAAUUCCUCACCCCCACACAAACUCACAAACAAACAGAGAGAAAGAAAUCAAUUCCAUCGGAAACAAAACAGAAAAGGAAAGGAAAGGAAAGGAAAGACUUCUGUUUCAGCGGAAGGUGAAAGAAAAUGGCGUUGUACCUGGAUGAAGAAGAGGUAUGGAAAUGUCCAAAGCACCCUUCCAAGCGACGGAGGAGCGGGAUUUGUCCAAUUUGCCUCCGCGAUCGACUCGUCACUCUCUGCCCUGACUGCGCUAACGUGCGACCGUGCUCCUGCUGCGCAACCAGCUCGUCUUCUUCCUCCUCCUCCUCUUCGUCCUUCCAUCGUUUCUCCGUCACCGGCGACGCCUCUACCGUCGGUCGCGUCUACAACCUCAUCGAGCGUGAGCCCUCGCUCCGCCGCUCGCGCUCCCUGGCGAUUCCGUUUCUCCGCUCAAGAUCGAGGUUCUCCGGCGCGGAUUCGGAUCUCGACGGCGCGAGAGAUUCACCGGCUAUGAACGGGAGCCGGUCGGCGAGGUCGUUCUGGUCUUUGUUCAGGUCGCACAAGAACUACAGGGAGCACGAGAGCGAGGCGACGGCGGCGUUGGCCGUCGGAGACUGCGACGGCGGCAUAGAUGCAAGUAGGAAGACGAUGAUGCAGAAGUCGAGGUCGGUGGCGGCGGCUCCCAGCGGAGAUAGAGAAUUGAGGCCGCGGUCAAAGGGAAAGGGAUGGUUCUUUCCGAGCCCUAUGAAGGCUUUCCGGCAAUCCAAGGUGUCUAAAGUGGUUCAGGAGCGUUCUCCUUUGUACAGAGGUUGAAAUUUUUGUAUAUUAAAAAAAUAAUAAUAAUAAUAACAAUACUUACUUUAUAUUUACUCAAAAA
Arachis ipaensis is the source of this 1015-nucleotide messenger RNA. RefSeq lists its product as uncharacterized. NCBI's taxonomy places the organism in Eukaryota, Viridiplantae, Streptophyta, Magnoliopsida, Fabales, Fabaceae. The record is from RefSeq and is a predicted model, not a curated record.